Molecule: messenger RNA, 927 nt
Organism: Ricinus communis (castor bean)
Lineage: Eukaryota; Viridiplantae; Streptophyta; Magnoliopsida; Malpighiales; Euphorbiaceae
Exons: 4
Coding region: 1-927 (308 amino acids)
Source: RefSeq, a predicted model, not a curated record
AUGACUGAGAGACAGCCAAGGACUUUGCCUAGUAAUAUAAAGUCCAACCCUCGAGAGCACGUGAAGGCUAUCACUUUAGAAUCAGGUAAACAACUAUCUAGUUCUAUUCCUAUUUCUAAUGAUGAUGAUGUUGUGCAAGAAGAUUCAGGUAGCAAAGAUGGAGAUAGCAAGGUGAUGGAGCCAGAGAAGAUAGAGGGCAGGAAGAAAAGUCCUCCAUAUCCUGCUAGGUUGAAGCAGGAGAAAGUCGAUCAGCAAUUUGCUAUUUCACAAAUGCCUAGGUAUGCAAAGUUCUUAAAGGAAAUUCUUAGCAACAAAAGGAAGUCAAAGGACUUGGUGAUCGUGAACUUAAAUGGGGAGUGUUCGGUUAUACUUCAAAAUAAAUUGCCAGAGAAGAAGCGUGAUCCAGGGAGUUUUAAUGUCCCUUGUGUAUUUGGUAAUUUACCAAUUAGCAAUUCUUUAGCUGAUUUAGGAGCUAGCAUUAAUUUAAUGCCGUACAGUCUGUUUACCAAGUUAGGGCUGGUUGACUUUAUGAUCAUGGACAUGGAUAGUGAGAGUAACGUACUUUUAAUUCUAGGUCGACCUUUCCUUGCAACGUCUAGGGCUAUUAUAGAUGUUUGUGAUGGGAAGCUUGAACUUAGGGAAGGAGAUGAAACUGUCACUUUUGAUUUUAAUAAUUCUAUGAGACAGUCCUUAGAUCAUGAUGUUGUGUUUUCUGUUGAUUUACUUGAUGAUGUAGAGGAUGAGCAUGACCUAUCUAAUGAGAGUGUGUUGGAGCAGCUUGCAUUUUUGUUAGCUAAUGAACCAGGCAAGAAUCCUAAUAAGUUUAUUGAGAUUGAUAGGGAAGGUGUGCAGAAAUUGAGGCCAUCACUUGAGGAACCACCAGUCCUUGAGUUGAAAGAGCUCCCAAAACACCUCAAUUACGCAUAA